Molecule: messenger RNA, 927 nt
Organism: Malassezia japonica
Lineage: Eukaryota; Fungi; Basidiomycota; Malasseziomycetes; Malasseziales; Malasseziaceae
Exons: 4
Coding region: 1-927 (308 amino acids)
Cellular component (GO): nucleus
Molecular function (GO): mRNA binding
Source: RefSeq, a predicted model, not a curated record
AUGGCCAACCCUGCCGCAGCUACAAUUCCAGUAUCCGAUACCGCCGCCGAGGCAGUCGUCGUGCCAAACGUGCCAACGACUGGCCGUGCUACUACGACCAAGAUUCACGUGGACAACAUUCCCGUUACGACGCGUAUCGAAGACGUAAAGGCGCUAUUUGCACGUGCAGGCGAAAUCGUGGAACUGCGCAUCACCGUGCGCGAAAGCCGAUCUCAGAUCUCGGGGGUCGUUACGUACAAGUCGCCGCAGGUGGCCGAGGCCGCCGUCGAGCAGUUUGCCAACGCAUCGCUCGACGACGCGCAGCUGAACAUUGCGUUGGUGAGGGGCAAUGCGGCACGCUCUGCACCGGCGCGUGAGGCGACUGCCACGCGUGGUCGUGGCCGCGGAGGCAAGGCGCGCGGCGCGGCUUCCUCGCGCCGCCCCCGCCAGGAUGAGGGCGAGGAGGGAACGACGGGCACGGAUGCUGCCGCGCCUGCCUCGGAUGAGCAUCCCACGGCCCCAUCGGCCCAGGAUGCCUCUGCUGAGGCGCCCGCCACCACGGGCACGAACUCCGCCAAAGCCAAGGCCCCUAAAAAGACCAAGGCGGCCCGAGGCAGCCCGAGCAAGACGCUCCUCUACGUCUCGCACCUGGCCUACUCGGUGCAGAAUGCGGACCUGAUGGAGCUCUUCUCGCCCUACCCUGCAGUGAGUGCCAACAUUGUGUACCACCGCCAACAGCCUAAGCAUUCGCGUGGCUUUGCGUUUGUCGACUUCCCUAACGAAGAGGCUCAACAAAAAGCGCUGGCAGAGUUGAAUGGAAAAGAGUUCCAUGGUCGCACCAUCGCUAUUUCCGUGGCCCUGCAGCCCGAGCCAAAGGAAGAGGCCCAGGACGAGAGUGGCGCAUCGACUGCUGCGCCCAGCUCCGAGGCUGUUCCUGACGCUGCCUAA